Messenger RNA from Prionailurus viverrinus (fishing cat), 2576 nucleotides. It is a transcript of the gene EDN3, whose product is annotated as endothelin 3. Gene Ontology annotation, biological process: intracellular calcium ion homeostasis; regulation of systemic arterial blood pressure by endothelin; vein smooth muscle contraction. The coding region runs from base 361 to 957 and encodes 198 amino acids. The record is from RefSeq and is a predicted model, not a curated record. Gene Ontology annotation, cellular component: extracellular region. Gene Ontology annotation, molecular function: endothelin B receptor binding; hormone activity. Lineage: Eukaryota; Metazoa; Chordata; Mammalia; Carnivora; Felidae. The transcript has 5 exons.
CCCCCUCCCCGCCCCCCGCCCAGGCGCUGGGAGGCGACCCCCGACGCGCCCCGGGUUCAAAGGCCCCGCGCGGCAGCCCCAGCCCCUCCGGGGGGCGGGGAGGCGAGGGGGUGGUGCGGGCGCCAGAAAAGCCCGAGCCCACAGCCGGCCCGGCGCGGCGAUGGGCAGCGCGCUCUGACGCGUGUGAGCGGCGCAGCCAACUCCCGGCCCGGGCGCGGGGCGCAGCGAGCGAGCGAGCGAGCGAGCGCGGGCCUCGGACCCCGCGGCCGGAGGGCGAGGCCGCCGCGCUGGGCCCAGCGCCCUUUCUCGGCCACAGGCGUCCGUGCCCCCGGCCCGGUGCCCCGCGCCCGAUCGGGGUUCAUGGAGCCGGGGCUGUGGCUCCUGUUCGGGCUCACGGUGACCUCCGCCGCAGGAUUGGUGCCUCGCCCCCAGCCUGGGGACGCUGGCAGGAGCGGCGUGCCUGGGGCCCCGCCUGCAGCCAGAUCCGAGGGGGACAUCGAGGACACCGUGGCCACUACAGCAGUGCAGAGUCCAAGUCCCAGAAGCCCUGGGCAGGAGCAGGAGCCAGGGCGGUUUGGGGAACAGGCGCCCGAGGGGGGUCCCGUGCACCGCCGAGCGAGGCGCUGCACGUGUUUCACCUACAAGGACAAGGAGUGCGUCUACUAUUGCCACCUGGACAUCAUCUGGAUCAACACUCCUGAACGGACCGUGCCCUAUGGACUGUCCAACUACAGAGGAAGCUUCCGGAGCAAGAGGUCCACGGGGCCGUUCCCGCAGAGCCCACAGCCGUCCAAGCGGACGCUGCGCUGCGCUUGUGUGCGGAGUCGGGACAGCGCCUGCCUGCACUUCUGUACCCGCACCCUGGCCGUCAGCAGGAACUCAAGGACAGCAGAAAAUCCUGACGAAGAGGAACAGCCAGCCGGCGGUGCCGAUGGAGGCCUGCGUCCGAGGAGAUAGGCUGAAGUCCGGGACCGACCAAGCGAGCGGGCCUUAGGCCUCUGGCAUCACGUGCUUGCCCGGCGGUGGGCCCCCCGCGCUCUGCCUCCCCCUCUGCUGUGUCAGGAACCCCUGCGGACACAGGCCAGCAGCACCCCAUUUCUGGGAGGCCUCAGUUUCCGCUCCUUCCCGGUUCACGUUCCCAGCCUCUUGGAGGACCAGGAAUGAGUUUUGCCUGGUGGGGGGAAACCCACUCAGAAGGUCCACACUCAACAGUACACCCCUCACCCAAGAAUGCCCCAGCCCCAACGACCCGGUUUCUCUAAUGGGUAAAAUGAUCCCAGAUGUGCCCCAGAGCCUGACGCCCGCGGCUCGGGUUUCAUGCAGGAAAUUGUUUUUGGAGCGCCGUGGCACAUCCAGCCGCUUGCUGGCUUUUGACUUCUCUUGGAGUAUAAGUGGGCUCCAGGCUGACUUUGCAAAUGUAACCACGCGUCCCCUUAUAACCGAUGCGGCGGGAGCAUGCGACGCUCCCGUCCUGACAUCCAGAAGGCACGCGCUGUGGGCUAGGGAGGGCGCCAGGCGUCGAUUUUGAAUGCGGAGCGUAGCUUUGCGGGAGUUGAGGACUUUGAAGCUUCUAGGAGGAUUUAGACAGCGAUUUUCAGGUGUGCACGGUACCCACUAAAAGAAUGUAUCUUUGAGAAAGAGAGGACGAGAGAAAAAAGAAACCUUGAUGUUUGUGACGAGGAAAGAAGAACACGAGUAUGUGUGGGCUUUGAACCCCGACACGUGCGGCUGCGAGCCUGUCCUCGAUCAGGUGACCUUCUGAGCCCUCUGCGGACAGGCAGGCCAGGCACUUCCCAGAGAGCCGCAGUAAAAGCCGCCGGCCUCCCCUCCAGGCCAUUUGGGUGAAUAUUCGCUUUCAUGAACAAAUGUGGAUCUUUGGGGAACGGCUUCAAAAUAAGCCACAAAUGCAAACUCUUUGUAAAUUAUGUAAAUUCCUAUUUAUCUAUGUAAUUGGCAACCACUGGGGAUUGUAACGCCCCGCAGGUCGCGAUCUGUUUCCGCUGUGCUUUUUACGGCCGGCCCAAGAUUACCGUGCGUAUCCGGCAAAGUAUUUGGUGCCAACGUCAUUGAUGCAGACGCCUCCCCCCCACACCCCCGCCCCCAGCUGGCAGAGAGAUGAGAACCCACAUGGGAGGCAUGCCCAGGUCACCACGCGGGGAAAUUUAAGGUGGUGAACGACAGAGCGUUGGCCUUGACCAAAUGCUAAAUUCUGUGUGCGUUAUUUCAUGAGCUCUUACGGAUAGAAAAGGGAGUACCUAUCACCCGGAAAAGGAGGCAAUGCUUUGCUAGCAGGACUGUGUACAGUUUAGAGAAGCAACUAUUUAUUGUGAAACUCUUUAUUUCGAUUCCUUUAUGUGGAUCUGUUCAAAGUAAAGCCACUGUGUAUAUAUAGACAGACUUUAAAUUGUGUUCUGGAUCCAAACGCAUAUUCCUUAGAGCUUGAGUUACAUUUUUAAAACGCAUAGGCACCGUUUGGCUCUGUGGCAGGAUGCUAUCUUGGAGAGAAAUUCAUCCGUUGUGCUAACACUCAGAAAAUACUAACUGUCAAAUGCAUAAUAAAGAAAAAAAUGCUCUGA